CUACUAUGGUUCUUACUUAUCCAUGAACUUUAACUACUAUGGUCCUAACUUGUCUAUGGGUCCUAGUAACUAGUAACUAACCCAUAGUGACCAUUAGGUUGGUCGAAUUGGUUAACCUGUGGUGCAUAAAUAAUUUUAAAUCGUCUUCGAAAUUAUUAAUUUCGUAUUUGUGAACUUGAAAAAAACAUGUUGCAUAUUUUAAUAAUUGUUAACUUGUGAUUAAAGUGAUUAGCAGUUCUUAUUCAUGGAGAAGCAGAGAAAAUGUGCCUCGUUGUCUGAAAUAAUUCGUCAUCAACCACAGGAAAAUGGAGAAUACGGUAAACCUCGACUAAUUAAAUUAAGUAAAUAUUUUAACGAAAACGCACAACUGGUAGCAGGGGUCUGUCCUAAAUGUUACGCCGAAUGUUCAGAGGUCAAAAUAACAGCAGUGAACAGGAAAUUUUUGAAAAUAACUAAUCAGCAUCGUCUCUUAGAAAAUGUAUUAGCCAAGUUCACAAAAGAAGCGGGAUAUUCAAAAAGGGAUUCGGCCCCAUUUAAUGAAAAUCCAAAAGGAGGCUAUAAAAUAGAUUUACUAGAUUCAUUUGAAAAGAAUAAUAAGAGAAAAUCUAGUUUUGGGGGUGCAGGUAAAGAAAUAGAAGUAAAACAUUCGUAUCCUAUAAGUGUAAUCCUUAACCAAGAAAACUGCGAGGGUAUGGUGGUACAUGUUAAUAAUAACAAUAAUUUAAAUUUAAAAGAAAAUCACAUGUUUGAUUCAGAUGAUCUAAAAGUUAAGCAAGCAAAGCUACUGAAACAAAAGGAUUUUCAUGAUGGUUUGGAUCAUAAUGUAGACUCCUCUACUAAAAUCGGAACAUCUAAAUAUUUCUUAAGAAAUUACAAUGGCAAAUUAGAUACUAUCAAAGAUAUGGAAGAAGUGGUUAGUGUUAGUAAUAGGCAAAAAUUAAUCAAAUUUCACAAUAUUCGUACUGGGAAGCAACCUUCAGAAGCUACAUCCAAGGAUUCGGUUGCAAUGAGUAAAAGAUCCACUUAUUUUUUUCUAAAACAUAACGUCGAUAAAAUGCAAACGAAACCAUUAAAACAUAAAGCAACUACUUAUAAUGAAAUAGUGACAUCAUCGGAUUCUCCGCUCUUAUUAAACAAAGAAGAAACAUCCAUCGUAGUAAAAAGUAGUUCAAAAUUAUCUGUUAAAGAUCAGGAUAUUCGUCUGUCUCAAUAUGUUUCAAGAGCUUUGACAGAUGAGGAAAUAAUGAUCCCUGCAAGUUGUUCCUUUUGUCAAGAAAAAUUGUUACAAAAAUCGCCUCAGUCGUCCACCACAUCUUUAGAUAGUUAUGAUGUUCGUCACGAGGAGAACUGUAAGAGUUACGAGCCAAAAAAGAUGUUGUGGAUGCCUCCAAAAUCCCCUCAUAAUCUCAUUGAGGAAUCGUUGUCCCAUGAUCCAUGGGCCCUCCUGGUUGCUACCAUAUUCCUGAAUAAAACCUCCUGUAUGGUAGCCAGACAGUAUGUGGAAGAGUUCCUUCAGGACAAUCCUAACCCGCAAACAGUUUUAAAAAAGGAUUCCUCAGAACUGGUUAAAUAUUUCGUAAAUUUGGGUCUUCAUCAGAGACGUGCCGAGCAAGUUUGGAGAAUGACUCACGAUUUUCUUCACAAAAAGUGGAACAAGGUUGGAGAAUUGUACGGAAUCGGUCAAUAUGGAGAAGAUGCAUAUCGGAUGUUCUGUUUAGGCGAUAUGAACUUUAGGCCUUGUGACAGGUUUUUGAGAAUUUAUCGGGCCUGGUACAAGAUGAAUUUUAGCCAGCGUGAUGGGAGUUUUUUUAAACUGAGUCAGAAUGAAGACGUCAGUUCGUCGGAAAAUUCCGACUAAAUGAAGUCAAUUGGAGAUUAUAUUUGAGAGGUUAAUCACUAAGAAGGACAAUAAAACUGCUGCAACAAAAUGAAUGCAUUAAAAAGAACAAAAAAGUGUUAAUGAAUCGAUUAAGAGAAACGAAAAUUAGAUGGUACUUGACCAGAACAAACGCCGGAAAAAUAAAAAUGGGUAAGAAAACAUUCAUGUACAGCGUAUUUUUAUUGGGAAUUAUUAUUAAAAAAUAUUAAAUUCUUUGUCGGAUUUAGCAAAACUACAAAAUGAGGAUCAUGAAUUAGUAAAAUUGGUAA
This is a messenger RNA of Agrilus planipennis (emerald ash borer), 2148 nucleotides long. Its product is annotated as trichoplein keratin filament-binding protein-like. Bases 245 to 1858 code for a protein of 537 amino acids. Gene Ontology annotation, cellular component: keratin filament; nucleus. The transcript has 3 exons. Gene Ontology annotation, molecular function: DNA binding; catalytic activity. The record is from RefSeq and is a predicted model, not a curated record. Lineage: Eukaryota; Metazoa; Arthropoda; Insecta; Coleoptera; Buprestidae. Gene Ontology annotation, biological process: apoptotic process; DNA repair.